CCUCUUCACUGGCUGACUUAAAAAUGAUCUCCUCCUAUCACAGGAGCUCACUUUAGCUACACACACUUUGUUUUCUGCUUUAAUUGCUCUUGGCUGGCCUCUCCACGUUCGACGGGUGUGUUAGGCCGGGUUUACUUCCUCGCACAGACACCUGGGUUUACUUUGGCAGGAGUCGAUCAGUAGCCGCGGAAACAGAAGCGCUCUUUGAUGUGUUCCAUCAAGCGCCCGAGGUGACAGCAUGAGUGAUGUGUUGGCCAAGCCUCCUCAGCGACUGCAUUGUGUCCCGGGUGUGGUCCUGCUGAAUACAUGUCCUGUCACUGAGAGGGUUUUGUCACUCAUUCACACAAACACUCGCUGACGGUAGCUGGUGAUGCAUCCAUUCAGCCACCCUCACACACGCUCCCUCGCUGUAUUUUCUACUGGCCGUCCGUGUUUCUUCCCUCUGCGCUGCCUGAGGAAGGAGCCUCGCCAGUAAAGCCGCAUCACUGGCAUUCUGAUCAUUCCACCUAUUUUAACUCUUUCCGAGUGACCUCCUCCCUGCUUUCAAACAAACGACUAAACUGAUGUUCGCCUCCGUGUACUGGGCUUCUGCGUACUGGCUGGGCGCCAUGCCGCCAUGCAUGCCGCGUGCAUGGGUGACUGGAAUAUUUUUCCAGUUAGUCACAGGUGAAGCUCCUGUUGAAAUGCAAACGAGUCACUGAACUGAGUCACGCAUUUUGUUUCAGCUGAUACGUCUUGGGAGUGAUGCACUGGCUUCCCCUGGUUGCCAUGGUGAUUGCCUCGGCCCUGCCCUUCCCUCACAACCCUGUGUCCAGGAUUGCUGCAACGACAGAGCACCGUCAUGACCAGGCUGCUGGCCUCGCAGCUCCCCCUGUGGACUACAACUUCCCUGGAAAUGCCUCACAAACGGACUACAACAUGGCUGCAACCAAACAACCAAACCUCCAGAACCGUAAGGAUUAUGUGCAAUCCUCCGUAGAUGAAGAGACUUUCAUUUUCAAAGUGGAGAAUCAAGGAACCUACCAAUCAAAUAGCAACUCAGGCAGUGAUGACAAAAGCAGCGUCACUUUGGAUGUUCCCACAGUAGGGGGAACGCUCAGGACCGAGGAUAUUUCCCAGGAUAAUUCUCUGCCAAAGGACUACAAAGCUGACAGCAGCAGCAGGCAAGUUCACUACUCCAGUUUUGUGGACUUUUCCAAGCAGGACAAUCUUCAGGACUCUACAGAAACACUGUUGCAGGUUUCUGCACCAGAAACCCAUAAUGUUGUCAGCCCUGCUGUUAAUCUAAUGGGUCAAAGAGAACCAGAACCAACUGUUCCCUCAGGCGACCUGAAAGAUGCACACACAACCAGGACAGGAAGCCAGUGGACAUGGGGAGCUGGAAGAGGUCUGACUGAGGAGAACUUGAACCUGGAGGCAGGGCUGGGUAUGGGGACCGGACUGGACAGCGUCUUAGAAGGAGACGAGAUGUUUCUGGACGCGCAUCCUCGAGUCCUGUUCUCCCCCUCCCCGUCGCCUCCAGAACACCCCCCUCUCCUGCUCAUGUUGGAGACUGGCAUGCUGGAGGAGGACAGGGAGGAGCAGGAGGACAUGGACGGACACAUCGAGGGCCACGGGGACCGGGCGAUCGACAGGAGCGCGACUAUGAGUUGGGCAGACUCGUCCAGAGUCACCGUGCAGGCUGGCCGCGCUCUUAAAAGGGACAAACGUUCACACUUGAUUGACAGAAGGAGGGUGGAGAAGUCAGUGUGCGAGUCGGAAAGUGUUUGGGUUACCAACAAGACCACCGCCAUCGACGCCCACGGUCAGCAGGUCACCAUCCUGCAGGAAAUCCAAACCCAGACAGGACCUCUCAAACAGUACUUCUACGAGACUCGCUGCCGUCAGGCUGAGCAGCGGAGAAACCUCAGCGUGUCAAGGGUGGCCGGCGCACAAGCGAAACCUAUGGGGACGGGCGUGGCCGGAGCCGGCUGCUUGGGCGUGGAUAAAAAACAGUGGGUGAGCGAGUGCAAGGCCAAGCAGUCGUUUGUCCGAGCACUCACCAAAGACGCGAACAACAGGACCGGAUGGCGGUGGAUCCGGAUCGACUCGUCUUGCGUCUGCGUGCUGCUGUCCAGAGCGAAUCAGGCGGCGGGGAGGGAGAUCUUGACGAGUCAGGGGAGAGGCUGAGACAGAGAGGGGAGGCGGGAGGCAGAAAGUGACACAGAGCAGAGCAGCUGCGACAUCCUUCUGUGUGCACUUUGUCCUGCUGGGUUUCCUGAAACCUGAUGGAUUUGGUUAUUUCUGCCUUCAACCGGUUUUUUCAGACAUCUCUCUGCUUUCCAUCCCUCCCAUCCGCCACAACUUCAAAUGACUUUUGAAAAAAUAAAAAAUAAAACAAGAAGACCUCAAUACUAGAUCUUAGGGAAAUUUGUCAUAUAUAGAGAUUUUACUUUACAAAGUACUGUUUUUGUAUGAUUUAUCUUUCAUAAUCUAAGUUAUUUUUGAUUAGUAUGUAAGCAUGUGUAUGUCUGAUAUUAAUAUAUUCCUUUAUAUAUGUGUACAAUAUGACACCAGUAUACCUUUAUGUAUGCAGCUAUGUAUAUCUGUGUGUAUUUAUAGAAGAAGUCUUCAUGGAGUGGUUGGUCUCUCCAGUGUCUGAUGAUAAUUCCAGCCUCUGGUCCUCUCGGGUUGUGAGAGGAAGGAGCGCCACCUACUGAGGCUCCAUUUUACUGCUCCACACUGUUCCCAUAUGGAUUAUAAUGAAUACUGUAACAGUGCAAACUGAGUCUGAUGGGGAAAAAUGUACAGGAUACAGAAUCUACAGCAUGGGCACACUAGAGCAUGAUUUCACUCAGGCUGAUGAUUUGACAGUGGCAGGAUGCGUCUCCGUCUGUGGAACUUGUUAAAUGUGGUUCAUGAAUGCAAAACGAUGUUAUUUGUAAAUUAUAUGACACCUAAACAAGCAAAUCUUUACCAUCUGAUGGUUUGUUCAGUUUGCCUGCCAAAAUGUGGUAAUAAAGGAUCUUUGUACUCAGCAAAUUGCUGCGCUGAA
Molecule: messenger RNA, 3034 nt
Organism: Scatophagus argus
Lineage: Eukaryota; Metazoa; Chordata; Actinopteri; Scatophagidae
Exons: 2
Coding region: 745-2169 (474 amino acids)
Biological process (GO): cell surface receptor protein tyrosine kinase signaling pathway; nerve growth factor signaling pathway; memory
Molecular function (GO): nerve growth factor receptor binding; growth factor activity
Source: RefSeq, a predicted model, not a curated record